Mesorhabditis spiculigera is the source of this 495-nucleotide messenger RNA. The record is from the annotation of a GenBank genome assembly. NCBI's taxonomy places the organism in Eukaryota, Metazoa, Nematoda, Chromadorea, Rhabditida, Rhabditidae.
AUGUCGUGUGAAGAUAUUCGAAGUCGAGUGAUCGGUACGAUGCCUCGACCUAUUCUCAACUAUUCCAUCGCUUUUGCCAAAGACGUUCAUACGGACUACGAAUUCCUUGAGCUGGCCCUCGCCACGACGUACAGCCCCGAGAAUCACUACUGCUUCUCCAUCGAUUCAAAAUCGAAGCCCGAAUUCCAACGGCACUUCCGGAUGCUAGCCAGCUGCCUGCCGAAUGUGUAUGUGCCACCGGAGAAAAGGAGCAUGACAUCUGCUGGAGGUUUCGUUAAUCGAGCCCAUUUGGAUUGUCUCGAGGUGUUGAUCGAGCAGCCCGGAUGGGAAUAUGUCAUUUUGCAACAGACCUACGAUUUCCUGGCCCAUUCGAAUGAGGAGUUGAUGAUGAUGUUAAAGACAGUCCCCACACGGCGGCACAAAGGAAGGCGGCCAAGCUUGAAUUCGGAAAGGGAAUUCAAGAACCUCUAUUCAAAAAGGGUUUCCCUGAGACUC